Galeopterus variegatus (Sunda flying lemur) is the source of this 5284-nucleotide messenger RNA. RefSeq names its product poly (ADP-ribose) polymerase family, member 4 (gene PARP4). The record is from RefSeq and is a predicted model, not a curated record. Lineage: Eukaryota; Metazoa; Chordata; Mammalia; Dermoptera; Cynocephalidae. Gene Ontology annotation, molecular function: NAD+ poly-ADP-ribosyltransferase activity. The transcript has 33 exons. Bases 1 to 5202 code for a protein of 1733 amino acids.
AUGACUGUGGGAAUCUUUGCACAUUGUACCUUCUGUUUGAAAGUUAAAUACUUACCUCGUCAGCAGAAGAAAAAGCUGCAAACUGACAUUAAGGAAAAUGGUGGAAAGUUUUCCUUUUUGUUAAAUCCUCAGUGCACACAUAUAAUCUUAGACAAUGCUAAUGUUCUGAGUCAGUAUCAACUGAACUGUAUCCAAAAGAACCACAUUCAUAUUGCAAGCCCAGAUUUUAUAUGGGAAUCUAUCAAAGAAAGGAGACUCGUGGAUAUAAACAAUUAUGAUCCUAAUAAGUCACUGAACAUCAUGACACCUCCUGAACAAAAGGCAAGCAGUUCUGAAGUGAAAAUAGAUGAUCCAUUCCUGGACAGUGCCACAGAGAAGGACAACACUGUGGAACUCACUAAGUUUUGUACAGAGAAUGUUGAAAUUCCUCAUUUUCCUCAAGAUUUUGAAGUUGCAAAAUAUGACAGCUUGGAAAAAGUGGGGGCAGAGGGCAUCCAAGAAACUGCCGUGGUGGAGUUGCGCUGCUCCCGGGACCCCGGGGACCGUCCGUUUCUGAUAUCGGCACACUUCCUUCUGGCUGACGGUGUGCAGACUAGAAGAGAGUUUGCUGUAAAGAAAACCUCUGCAGAUGCAAGCGAAUACUAUGAAAUUUACAUGGACAAACUGAAGAAACAGGGAUUUCUACUAAGAGAACAUUUUACACCAGAAGCAACCCAAUUAGCAUCUGAAAAAUUGCAAGCAUUGCUUUUGGAGGAGCUCAUACUUUCAUGCCCUCUGAGUCAGGAGGUGAGCGAUUUGGUGGAGAUGGUUUGGGUGGAAGCUCUGGGCCACCUGGAGCACAUGCUUCUCAAGCCGGUGAACAGGAUCAGCCUCAACGAUGUGAGCAAGGCAGAGGGGAUUCUCCUUCUAGUAAAGGCAGCACUGAAAAAUGGAGAAACAGCAGGACAGUUGCAGAAGAUGAUGACUGAAUUCUACAGAUUAAUACCUCACAAAGUCCCAACAACUGAAGAAGUGAACCUGAGACUGUUAGCUAAGAAAGAAGACCUCUGCCAGCUAAUAAGAGACAUGGUUAAUGUCUGUGAAACUAAUUUGUCCAAACCCAACCCACCAUCUCUUGCCAAAUACCAAGCUUUGAGAUGUAAAAUUGAGCAUGUUGAACAGAAUACUGAAGAAUUUUCCAGGGUUAGGAAAGAGGUGUUGAAGAAUAAUCGCAGUAAAAGUCCCGUGGAAAUCUUGCAGAUAUUUAGAGUUGGCAGAAUGAAUGAAACCACAGAGUUUUUGAGUAAACUUGGCAAUGUGAGGCCUUUGUUGCAUGGAUCUCCUGUACGAAACAUUGUAGGAAUCUUGUCCCGAGGGUUGCUUUUACCCAGAGUAGUUGAAGAUCGUGGUAUGCAAAGAACAGAUGUUGGAAAUCUUGGCAGUGGGAUUUAUUUCAGUGAUUCACUCAGUACGAGUAUUAAGUACUCACACCCAGGAGAGAUAGAUGGCACCAGACUCCUGGUCAUUUGUGACGUGGCCCUCGGAAAGUGUAAGGACUUUUAUAAGAAAGACUUUUCCUUAAUUGAAGCACCACCGGGCUAUGACAGUGUGCACGGAGUUUCAGAAGCAGACUCUGUCACCACGGACUUUGAGGAUGAUGAAUUUGUUGUAUAUAAAACCAAUCAGGUUAAAAUGAAAUAUAUUAUUAAAUUUUGCUUGCCUGGAGAUCAAAUAAAGGACUUUCAUCCUUGUGAUAAUACUGAAUUAGAGGAAUACAGACCUGAGUUUUCAAAUUUUUCAAAGGUUGAAGAUUACCAGUUACCAGACACCAAGCCUUCCAGCAGCAUCAAGUCCGGCCUUCAGGAUACCUCUGGGAAUUUGGUUCCUCUUGAGGAUGUUCACAUCAAGGGAGAAAUAAUAGACUUUGUAGCCCAGGUAAUUGUUUUUCAGACAUACACAAAUCAACAUCAUGUGCCCAUUGAGGCAAAAUAUAUCUUUCCUUUGGAUGAUAAGGCAGCUGUGUGUGGCUUUGAAGCGUUCAUCAACGGGAAGCACAUCGUAGGAGAGAUUAAAGAGAAGGCAGAAGCCCAGCAAGAAUACCGAGAUGCCGUCAGCCGAGGCCAUGGUGCCUACUUGAUGGACCAGGAUGCUCCGGACGUUUUUACUGUGAGUGUUGGAAACUUACCCCCUAAGGCGAAGGUGCUUAUCAAGAUCACCUACAUCACAGAACUCAGCAUCCAAGGUGCUAUUGCUGUCUUCUUCAUGCCUGCCUCCGUAGCGCCCUGGCAGCAAGACAAGGCUUUGAAUGAAAACCUUCAGGAUACAGUAGAGAAGAUUUGUAUAAAGGAAAUAGGAACAAAGCAAAGCUUCUCUUUGACUAUGUCUAUUGAGAUGCCAUACGUGAUUGAAUUCAUUUCCAGUGAUACACAUGAACUGAAACGAAAGAGCACAGACUGCAAAGCUGUGAUCAGCACCUUGGAAGGCAGCUCCCUGGACAGCAGUGGGUUUUCUCUCCACAUUGGUUUGACGGAUCCUCAUCUCCCAAGAAUGUGGGUUGAGAAACAUCCAGAAAAAGAAAGCGAGGCUUGCAUGCUUGUCUUUCAACCCGAUCUCAACACUGCCCUCCCUGACCUCGCUGACAAGAGUGAAGUGGUUAUUUGUGUUGAUUGCUCCAAUUCCAUGGAGGGUGUGAUGUUCACACAAGCCAAGCAGAUUGCCCUGCAUGCACUGUCCUUGGUGGGUGAGAAGCAGAGAGUGAACAUCGUCCUUUUCGGCACAGGUUACAAGGAGUUAUUUUCAUAUCCUACGUACAUCAGAAGCAGUGAUGUGGCAAAAGAGUUCAUAAUGUCUGCUCAACCCACCAUGGGGAACACAGACUUCUGGAAAACACUCCGAUAUUUAAGUUUACUGUACCCUUCUCAAGGGUUACGGAACAUUCUCCUUGUAUCUGACGGGCACCUCCAGAAUGAGAGCCUGACAUUACAGCUUGUGAAAAGAAGCGUUCACCAUAGCAGGCUGUUUGCCUGUGGUGUCGGUUUUACAGCAAAUCGUCACCUCUUAAGGACUUUGUCACAGCAUGGUGCCGGAGUGUUUGAAUAUUUUAACUCAAAAUCCAAACAUAGUUGGAAAAAACAGAUAGAAGACCAAAUGACCAGGUUACGUUCCCCAAGUUGCCACUCUGUCUCCGUCAAAUGGCAGCAACUAAGCACAGAUGCACCCAAGCCCCUGCAGGCCCCAGCCCAGGCACCGUCCUUGUUCCACAGCGACCGACUCCUUGUCUACGGAUUUGUUCCUCAUUGUACACAGGCAACUCUAUGUGCAUUAAUUCAAGAGAAAGAAUUUUGUACAAUGGUGUCUACUACUGAGCUUCAGAAGACAACUGGAACUAUGAUUCACAAGCUGACAGCACGAGCUCUGAUCAGAGAUUAUGAAGAUGGCAUUCUCCACGAAAAUGAAACCAGUCAUGAGAUGAAGAAACAAGCCUUGAAAUCUCUGAUUAUUAAACUCAGUAAGGAACACUCUCUCAUAACACAAUUUACAAGCUUUGUGGCAGUUGAGAAAAGGGAUGAUAGUGAGUCAUCUUUUCCUAAUACUCCAAAUGUUUCGGAACUUAUUGCCACAGAAGAUGUAGACUUUCUGCCAUACCUGAGUUGGCAGGAGGAGCAGCCAGAUGCCAACAUGAAACAGCCUCUUUCAGCAUCCUCUGAACGGAAUGAAGAAUCGCAACAUGUUAAGAGAAAAAGAAAAAAAGAGAAAAGUCUGACUGGAAGAAGAGUUAGGUCACCUGAGCUGGAAGUUGCUGAAGAUGGUGAAGUGGCUCGCUUUGAUUCGCAAUCAGCAGUCCAACCUCCCACACCCAAUUCUGAAUGUAAAGGUGUGGGAAAGCCACUGGGUUUAAGUCAGAGGGAGUUGUUUAAACAAACAUCGUUGAUGAGACGUAUUUCACGGACAACGACUGUAUCUAACUUUCUUUCUGCUGCUGCAGCCUCUGGCGUACCCUCUUUCCUGGCUGCCCCAACCCCCCGCGCAGGUGCCCCCCCUCCUCCCCACUUACCUGGCACUGCCUGCCCUUCUCCCCGCUUACCUCCGCAGAGAUUUCUUUGUGGUUCUCUGGCUCGUCCCAAGCUGUUAGGCCUAUCUCGUCGUGGCCAAGGCCUUUGGACUGGCGGUUGGCCUGGCAUUCUCUGUGGGUCGACAUCUCCUUCCCCAUUGCCUCCCCAGAACCCAGCUUUUGGAUCCCUCACUGGCGGUGCUUUUUCAGGUGGCUUUUUGGGCUUCCAGCAGUCAGAUCCACCUGAACCUUCUCAAGACUGUCAGAUCAGCCCACAUGCUCACGCCUCCCAUAGGCAGGUCUUUCUCUCCCAGCCAGAUUUUUCCUCUCCUUCUAGAGUUCUUAGCACUGGUUCAGGUUUUUGUCUUCCCUCUGGUUCCUCUCCUUUUCAUUUGCAAAGCUUCCUAGCCACUUCAAGCACCAGUUACAAGCCGCCUGUAGACUUGCCUCCGCUUGCUCACUGUCAGUCACAGGCUUCUUCCCUUCUGAGUACUUCUGCCGAAACUGCAUCACCAGAUUCUCUCCAAGAUUUGUGGGCCCCAAGUCAUGAAAGCUCUUGUGAAAGAGACAGUGGUGAGACACCAGCGUACAAGUGUCUUAUACAACAGAAAGUGAUGAGACACCAGCAUACAGGUGACUUUGCUGCAAGCGUUCAGGCACAGGAAGCUGAGGAUGAUGUGGUCUGCAAAGAGAGCCAGAGGAAUCUUGUGCCUUGGACCGAGCUCUUCCAUCUACAAACUGAGGAUGGCUUCUGGAAACUUACACCAGAACUGGGCUUUAUAUUAAACCUUAAUACAAAUGUUUUACACAGCUUUCUUGAACAAAAAGGCAUUCGAUCUCUAGGUAUAAAAGGAAGAGAGUAUCUCCUGGACCUGAUCGCCACGCUGCUGGUCCUGCAGUUCCUUCGUACCAGGUUGGAACAAGAGGGAAUAGUCUUCAAAUCACUGAUGAAAUUGGAUGAUGCUUCCAUUUCCAGGAACAUUCCCUGGGCUUUUGAGGAAAUAAAGAAAGCAAGUGAAUGGGUGAGAAGAACUGAAGCACAGUAUCCUUCUGUCUGCCAGCGGCUCGAGCUGGGUAAAGACUGGGACUCUGCCACUAAGCAGCUGCUGGGAAGUCAACCCAUAGACACCGCUUCUCCUCUUUACAGAGUUCUCAAUUACAGUCAAGGCUGAAUCAAAUGAAAUUGUAUUUUAAACUUUUCUCAUGUUUCUAUGUAGAAAAUAAUCAAAUAUUAAUAGGACCCAUAAUGUAAUU